UUGAUUUUUAUCCAGAGGAUGUUUGAAAAAACCAUUGGAUUUGGUAGCGGUGUGAGAAGAAGGAACCAACUCAACUCCAUUUCUUGGCUGAUGGAGUCUCGUUCUCACAUACACAGGCACUGUUUCGGCUUUUCAUGCGCUGCCACGCACUCAAAACCCUUCCUUUCUCCACCCACCGAAUGGGCAUGGCCGAUACCCUCUGUACCCAUCUCCACCAAAGCAAUGGGAGUGUUGAGAACUCAUUGUCCAAGGUUAAGCCUAAACUCGAUUCUAAAUGUGUCAUUGAAGUCCUCAAUUCCUGUCAUCCCAAGCAACCUCUAUUGGGCGUCAGAUUUUUCGUUUGGGCUGGAUUUCAAUCUGGCUACAGGCACAGUGCUCACACGUACAGCAAAGCUUGCAAGUUGUAUGGAAUUCAGCAAAAUCCCCAAAUUAUUCGUGAUGUCGUUCUGUCUUAUGAGGCCGAAGGGUGUUUAGUCAAUGUCAACAUGUUCAGGGAGGUUCUGAAACUGUGCAAAGAAGCCCAACUAGCUGACGUGGCAUUGUGGGUGUUGAGGAAGAUAGAGCAGAGUUUCAACAUCGGUGCUGACACUGUGAUGUAUAAUGUGGUUAUUAGGCUAUGUUGCAAAAAUGGCGACAUUGAAACGGCGGAGAAGUUGAUCGGGGAGAUGAGUUUGAACGGUCUUUACCCUGAUCUUAUUACGUACAUGGCAAUAGUGGAGGGAUUAUGUGAUGCGGGUCGCCCAGAGCAUGCUUAUUCUUUGCUUAAGGUUAUGAGAGAACAUAGAUGUUCAACCAAUUUGGUCAUUUUAUCAGCCAUUUUAGAUGGCUUGUGUAGGUCUGGAUCUAUGAAAAUGGCAUUGGAGUUGUUGGAUGAAAUGGAGAAAGGUGGGGAUUGUCGUCCAAAUGUUGUUACUUAUACAUCUGUGAUUCAAAGUUUCUGUAAGAGAGGUCAGUGGACGGAAGCAUUGGAUAUUCUGGAUAGAAUGAAAGCUUCGGGGUGCCAUGCAAAUCAUGUUACUGUUUUUACUUUCGUUGAUAGCCUUUGUGUUGAGGGUCGUGUGGGAGAAGCUUACAAGUUGAUUGAUAAGUUUGUGGUGGAACAUGGUGUUUCUUAUGGUGAUUGUUGCAGUUCACUUGUGAUUUCAUUGAUAAGGAUUAAAAAGCUGGACGAAGCAAUGAAGCUCUUCAUGGAAAUCCUUUCUGGUGAUGUCAGACCUGAUACUUUGGCAUCUAGCCUUUUGCUAAAGGAGCUCUGUAUUAAGGACCAGGUAUUGGAUGGAUUCUACUUGCUUGAAACAAUUGAAAACAAGGGAUGUUUGUCUGCGAUUGACUCUAGUAUUUAUUCUAUUCUUUUAUUUGGCCUUUGUCAAAGAAGCCACCUGACGGAGGCCACAAAGCUGGCCAAGAUAAUGCUUAAAAAAUCAGUUCCGCUGCAACCUCCGUACAAAGAUGGUGCAAUCGAUGUCCUAAUAGAAUCUGGAGAAAAAGAUAUUGUGAACCAGUUGACUGGCAUUGGUAAGGGACUUUGAUGAUAAAAGGCGUUAUGAAGGAGGUCACGUCCAUUGUUCUCUGCUCCCUCUGGUCAUAUCAUAAGUUUGCAUUGUAUAACAGCAACAGUAAGAAUUGGUUUCCGUGAUGUAGUCUGCUGGUACUUUGUUCAUUUCUUCCCCUUGUAGGAGACAGUGUAUUCUUGAGAAACAGUAUGCUUGUCUUUAUCUGUGUUUGCUAAACCCAUUCUCCUGUAGAUUCCUUUUAAUAUCGAUAAGUCGGCAAGCCCAUUUUCCUCAUACAAACAAAGUAGUGAAACUUCUUUUCUUUGAUGUAAACAAUAAAAUUCAAGAAUAAAGCUGUUGAAAUAUUUUUGCCCUUUUUUAUUCUGUAUUUGAUUCUGAUUAAUUCCAUUUCAUGAUUAAUUUUCUUAUCCUUUGACAUUUGAAUGUAAGAAUUCAACUAAUGGUGUGUGAAAGCUAUUAGCAAGGGUUGCUAAUCCAAUUUCACCACCUAAUCAACCAAAGGAGCAAACAGAAUUUGCUUAAUCUGUUGGGGGAUGCAAAGUAUUUGCUGUAAAAAUUUUGGUCAGUAAGAGCAAAAGUUGUCAACAUAAGUACAAAUGUGUUGAGUUGAGAGUCGUACAAAAGUAUAUUUUAGACUGCAACCAAUCUGAAACAUAACUUCUUGAUAUUAGCAAAGGUUGCCAAUCCAAUUUCCCCACCCAAUUGAUCGAAGGGAAAAUCAGAAUUUGUUUGACUUGUUAGGGUGCAAAGUAUUGUUCGUCAAAAUUUUGGUCACUAAUGUGUUGAGUUGAGAGUUGUACAAAAUUAUAUUUCUGGCUGCAAUCAAUAUGUAACAUAACUUGAUAUUGUAAAGAAUUAAUGAAAACUCAGUUUUAGUUAGCAAUAUUGCUUUGAUUCACGGUUUUCUGACAUCUUUACUUGUGUGGAAAUGAAAUAUACACCAAAAGAGCAUUUUGUGUAUUAUUUUCUUAAAUAUCGGUUUCUAAUUACAAUACAAGACCGACAUUAUCAAACUUUCGUUCUUGAAACACUCUAGCAUAGUACUUGUUCUAGCCAAGAGAGAUGACGAUCUCCUUGAUAAAGCAUUCAGUAUUUGUUGUCUUUUCCUGGUUAUGAUUAGUUAUUUUUCUAGCCGAGUACCCUUUUGGACUUAAAAAAUCAACACUGCAUAAAUAACAACAGUUGAAAAUAAAAAUAAAAGAGUAAAACAGAAAAGUCCAAUUGAAAACCAAGACCGGAAAUGUGCAGUAACAAUAUUUAAAUGUUAAUCAGUUGCUGAAUUCAACUUAUGUUUGCUGGUUAAGUGUUAUAUAUCACUGUUUUUAUGCAUUUUAACCAGUUAAAAUUAAAAUUACCGAGAAUCAGCCACUGCAGUUUCAUAAUUUGCUUCUGCCAGUUUUAACUCCCUUCCUUUUCGUUGUUUUCUUAAUCUAAUCUAGAAUUAUUCAUCAGGCUUUCAAUUUGAGUGCCAGCUUCUUUCAUUACCCUUGUUGUUUGCUUGUAUUCUUGGAUGUCUUGGUUUUGUCUCAGUCACGUAUACUCUAUUCAGUCAGUUUUUCAUUGUGUUUGUUUUCUUCUGGAAUUGUGAUGCUGCUAAUCUGUUUUGGUGCAGAAUUGUGUCUAGAAAGCUUACCGUAACUAGUGGUAGCAGUCUAGGAGGUGGAGGCUUGGAAGACACUCUUGAACCAAGUGCUUUCACAGCCUAAACAGUUUCUGUGUGAGGGAAAAACUGCCAAGUGAGUGUGAGUAGAGUGCCUACAAGCCGAGAGAAUUUUGCUAGCUGAGUGCAAACACCAAGAGCUGUGAGAGAGAGAGUUCCAGUUUUAAUAAUUGCUGAAUUUCUAAUUAUGCAGAAUACAUUUCAAAGUAAAACUGACACUUCACAUUGCAUCAUUAAAUUUUUUUGGUUUAAGCUGUCCAGUGAAAUUGAAUCUGGUUUUAAGUCCAAUACUGCAUCAAUACCAGUAGUGAAAAGAAAACUGAAGUGACUGGACAAGUGCAGUCUCGGAUGCAUCUUGACUCAAUUGCUUAGUUCAUAAAAAAAUAAAAAAACUAUGGAACUGUAUGUGAUAAGCACUGUUUCAUUAAUCAGUAAAUUUUUUUGGACAUUUUGAACUCGGCAAAUGAGCAUAUUAACUCUGCAAUCCUGUCUUGGUCAUAAUCAUCUCAAGUUCUGAUUUAGCUUUCCUUUUAAUUACAACUUUUCAUUACUUUUAUUCUGUGGAUAUGUUGGUUUUGGUGUGUCAUAUUGGUGCAGAAUUGACCCUGGAAGGUGUACUAUAGCUAGUGGCAGCAUUUUUAAAAGGUGGAGAGUUGGUAUGUCACGAUCCAAGUACUUGAACAGCCAGUAAAUACAGCAGAGUGUCAAAAUUCUGUGAGGCAAACAGAGUAGGCUUUGACGCCGAGAGGAAGAGCUGCUAGUUGAGUGGAAAAUGGAGCCCACAAAUCAAGAGCAAAGUGGUUGUUUGAGUGCACAUACCAAAAACCUAGAGAGAGUGUCUUAAUUUUCUUUUGUUUCUGAACUUGUAAAUCUGUUUUCUUAAUUCAUUUUUUAAAAGUCCACUCUAAACCAAGUGUCUUGGAAGAAUCCUUGGUGUUCUGUCAUCUCUUGGCAACCUUUUUGUGUUAAAAAGACUUAAAAUUGGAGUAGACAGUGUGUCUUGAAACCAAAGCUACAUGGCUCACCUUAGGAUUUCCACUUUGUUUUUAAUUUGCGUUUUCUUUUAGGAAUGAUUUGGCUACAAGAGAUUAAAUUGUAAGCCUUGUUAUACUAGAGUUCGAGUAGGUGUCUAGGUGUCUUUAAUUUCAUCUUUGCCUAUGUGACUUCGUCUUUUGAAUUCAAAAGUAAUCCUUUUUUGAAAUUGGUAAACUAAGUAGCCUAAGAUAUUUUGGCUAAGUAAGACUUAGGUGCUUAAACAAUCUUUGACUCACCUCUUACUUGGGAAUUGUGUUUUAGUGACUGAGGCCGCACGUUCAUAAUUGGAAGAUUUUAUGUGCUGAUACACUGUAAAAGAGAAAAAGGAAAGAUGUUUCUGUAAUGGGUUACUAUCAGUAAUAUCACUCUUUUUUCACUUUUAACUUCAUUACAUUUGGGUAUUGCCAUUGGAGAAAUAAAUGUAAGAUAGAUGAAGUGCCUGAAAAUCUCGGCACUCAUUUUCUUAGUCAUUUUUAGUUUCUUCUCUG
This is a messenger RNA of Vigna radiata var. radiata (mung bean), 4697 nucleotides long. Its product is annotated as pentatricopeptide repeat-containing protein At5g47360-like. Lineage: Eukaryota; Viridiplantae; Streptophyta; Magnoliopsida; Fabales; Fabaceae. Bases 135 to 1529 code for a protein of 464 amino acids. The transcript has 2 exons. Gene Ontology annotation, molecular function: protein binding. The record is from RefSeq and is a predicted model, not a curated record.